Colletotrichum spaethianum is the source of this 366-nucleotide messenger RNA. Its product is annotated as 40S ribosomal protein S12. Gene Ontology annotation, cellular component: ribosome; cytosolic small ribosomal subunit. Bases 1 to 366 code for a protein of 121 amino acids. The transcript is spliced from 2 exons. Gene Ontology annotation, biological process: translation. The record is from RefSeq and is a predicted model, not a curated record. Gene Ontology annotation, molecular function: structural constituent of ribosome. NCBI's taxonomy places the organism in Eukaryota, Fungi, Ascomycota, Sordariomycetes, Glomerellales, Glomerellaceae.
AUGUCCGUUCUUGACGCCCUCAAGGGUGUCCUGAAGCUCGCCCUCAUGCACGACGGUCUCGCCCGCGGUCUCCGCGAAGCCUCCAAGGCUCUCGACCGCCGCCAGGCCCACAUGUGCGUCCUCAACGAGGCUUGCGAGGAGGAGGCCUACAAGAAGCUCGUCAUCGCUCUCUGCUCCGAGCACAAGAUCCCCCUGAUCAAGGUGCCCGACGGCAAGCAGCUCGGCGAGUGGGCCGGUCUCUGCGUUCUUGACCGUGAGGGUAACGCCCGCAAGGUUGUCAACUGCUCUUGCGUCGUCGUCAAGGACUGGGGUGAAGAGUCCCAGGAGCGCUCCAUCCUUCUCAACUACUUCCAGACCGAGCAGUAA